Messenger RNA from Mycena citricolor, 1761 nucleotides. Lineage: Eukaryota; Fungi; Basidiomycota; Agaricomycetes; Agaricales; Mycenaceae. The record is from the annotation of a GenBank genome assembly.
AUGAUCACUGCCGUCGUAGUGUCCACUUCUCUCGCUAUACUCACGCCAGUCGUCCUCUUUGUCUGCAGGAUUCUGUAUCGCAACUGGACCUCGCCUCUGCACUUUGUUGACGGCCCGGCCUGUGCGAAUCCUAUCCUCGGACACUCGAAUUUGAUCGCGGAUGUUCCCGGGAUCACCAAUGCGUGGCGGGAGAAAUUCGGCGCGACAUUCAUGGCCAAGGGCUUUUUGGGCGAGAACGAGCUGCACACCAAAGAUGUCAAAGCCGUGGCUCAUAUCGUCAGCCACGGGGCGACCUAUCAGAGAACGACGACAGCAUUGGCGCAGGUCACCCAGCUCCUUGGAGAAGGCAUGUUGUCCGUCGAGCACGAUCCGCACAAGCGCCAGGCAAGUUUCUUGUAUGCCGUUUCGAGAUCAUAUCGUGUGUUCACCGCGUGUUCGAACCCCGCGUUCGGCGUGGCACAGAUCAGAAUCAUGAACGAGGUGUUCGUUGAGAAAGCAAACAGGCUGAGAGACCUCCUGAGACAGGAGACCGGAGACAGGGGCGGAAAAGCGAUCAUCGAUCUCUCUGGCUGGCUCACACAAGUCACCCUCGACAUCAUCGGACAAGCCGGCUUCGGGUACCAGUUCAACUCCUUGGAGUCCGGUGGACAGGACGAGGCAGAGCUCAGCACUGUCUUUCGCUCGCUGUUUCACUCCCCCAAUGCCAAUGUGUACCAGACUGUGCAGGUCGCGCAGGCAAUGUUUCCAGUGCUGAGAUAUGUCCCACUGCCCGGGUGGCAGAUCAUUCGUCUUGCCCAAAUCAAACUGCGCGCCAUCGGCCAGCAACUUCUGCAAAAAUCCCAACGCGAGUCUGCCGCUACGGCCGGCGAGAAAGACCUCGGAAAGGGCCGUGAUCUGCUGGCUCUCCUUGUCAAGGCGAACAUGUCGGGCGAUCUUCCUGCCAGUCAGAGGCUGAGCGACGAGGAAGUCAUUUCGCAGAUCCCGACGUUCUUUUUUGCGGGACACGAAACGACCAGCACCGCGCUGUCUUGGGCGCUGCACGCUCUAUCCCAGCACCCCGACGUGCAGGACAAGCUCCGUCAGGAGCUGCUCUCGCUCCCAACCGACCAUCCCACCAUGGAUGAGCUCAAUGCACUCCCGUUCCUGGAGAACUUCAUCCGGGAGUCGAUGAGAUUGUAUGCGCCGGUGGUCUUCAACCAGAGAAUGGCCAACCAGGACGACGUGUUGCCUCUUGCGAAGCCGUAUGUCGAUCGUCAAGGCGUGUCGCACGACACCCUCCCGAUCCGCAAAGGUCAAGUGUUCACUAUCCCCAUUCUCGCGAUCAACACAGACAAGCAGACUUGGGGUGAAGAUGCCCUCGAGUUCAAACCGGGCCGGUGGGACGAUCUCCCUGAGGCGGUGCACUCGGUCCCGGGUGUGUGGGCAAACCAGCUGACGUUCUUCGCUGGCUCGCACAACUGCAUCGGCUUCCGAUUCAGUAUCGUCGAACAAAAGGCUAUUCUCUUCUCGCUUCUCCGCGCGUUUGAGUUCUCUCCCGGAGCAGCGGUCAUUGGUCCCAUCAUCAGCAAUGUGCUCCAGCGGCCUGUGUCGUUCGAGCCAGGAACUGCGGGCCUCGUGUCGACGGGGAAGUUCCCGGUUAUGCUUCGGGAGUACACUGCUCAAUGAGCAUUGGCCCUGUUGCAGACGACAAAUCUAAUACCACUUACCACUCCAUUACACUGGCGAAUAUAUUCUGUUGUCGAUGUGUACGGUUCCAAAAAC